This is a messenger RNA of Plutella xylostella (diamondback moth), 1900 nucleotides long. Lineage: Eukaryota; Metazoa; Arthropoda; Insecta; Lepidoptera; Plutellidae. The record is from RefSeq and is a predicted model, not a curated record.
GGCAUUCUUCUACUCUGUGUGUAUACGCUGUGGAUAUUGGUAUUUUUGUUUACGAACGUAAAAUUAUUAAUUUCAAUGAAAUAUAAUCGUGCAGUGAAACCAUAAUUCACACCUGCAAAAUUCCAUCCUUCUUUCUAUUCCCCUUGAUACCUACAAACAAUUAUAUUUUUAUUAAUCGCUUGUUAAUCGGCACAUAACCUCAAACAUCUCCAAUGUCUGAUGACGAUGAUGUCGUAUUUGUGAAGAAGACGAAGCAGGUGCACUAUGGGUCUCUCGAGGAGCAAGAGAAGGCUCGGCUGGCGGCGCUGGCGGCCGCGGCCCGGGACGGCGUCGAGGACACCGGCGGGAAAGACCUUGGGGAUAUUCAGGUGUCGUCAGAGUACAUGGACCUUGAGGAUGAGAUGUCCAAGGAUAAAAAGGCUCUCUUGGAGGAGUUUGAGCGCAGACGCAAGGCGCGGCAGCUGAAUGUGUCCACUGAUGAUGAUGAGGUGCGGAGGAGUCUGCGUCAGCUUGGAGAGCCCGUGUGCCUGUUCGGAGAGGGCCCUGCGGAGAGACGUGUCAGGCUUCGUGACCUGCUCAGCUACCUUGGUGAAGACGCGAUCCACAAGAAGCUCGAAGAGGAGGAGGCUCGCAUCGAGCGCGAGCGGGACCGCGAGGGCACGUGGUACCACGAGGGGCCGCCGGCGCUGCGGGCCGCGCGCAGAGCCAUCGCGCGGUACUCGCUGCCCAGAGCCAAGGAGCGGCUCAAGAAGGCUCGCGAGGAGCUGCAGCAGCCGGGCAGCGCGCGCGCCGCGGCACGGCAGGAGGCGCAGAGGCGCGCCGCAGCCAUGGGCAUCUACUGCAGUCAGAUCGGCGACACUCGUCCUAUAAGUUUCUGCAGAUUCAGUGACGACAGCAAAAUGCUCAUCACAUCCAGCUGGUCAGGCCUCGUCAAGGUGUGGUCGGUGCCCGAGUGCCGGCAGCUGCACACGCUGCGCGCGCACACGUGCAACGUGAGCGCCGCCGUGUUCCGCCCCGGCGUGCAGGCGCCAGCGCACUUUAGUGAUAAGCUUAAAGAAGACCCAGCAGAUGGCGCCACAGCCCCACAAGAUGGCGGCGCCAUGGAGGUGGAGAUGGACAGCUCCGCGCGCGAGUGCGCCAUGGCGUCCUGCGCGUACGACGGCUCCGUGCAUCUGUGGAACUUCGCCAGUGACCAGCCCAUGGCCUCCCUCGCCGGCCACAGCCCGCAUCGCGUGGCGCGCGUCGAGUUCCACCCGUCGGGCCGCUUCUUAGCCACCACCGUGUUCGACCACUCGUGGCGCCUGUGGGACCUGGAGUCUGGUAAAGAAGUUCUCCAUCAAGAGGGUCACACAAAGCCCGUGUACUGCGUCGCGUUCCAAGUGGACGGAUCUCUGGCUAUCACCGGGAGCAUGGACGCGUUCGGGCGAGUCUGGGACCUGCGCACGGGGCGCUGCGUGAUGCUCCUCGCGGGGCACGGGGGCGCAGUUCUGGGGGCGGCGGGGGCGCCGGGGGGCUCCCUGGUAGCCACCGCCGCCGCCGACCACACGGCGCGCGUGUGGGACCUGCGCGCGCGCCGCUGCGUCUACACGCUGCCGGCGCACACUAGCACUGUCACAGACAUCCGCUACCAGCGCAGCCACGGGCACUUCCUGCUGACGGCGUCGUACGACCAGAGCGCCAAGCUGUGGUCCAGCCCGGCCCACCACCCGCUCCGGACGCUCUCCGGACAUGAUAAUAAGGUGAUGAGUGCAGACAUAUCGUUCGACAACAAGUACAUAGCGACCAGCUCGUACGACCGCACGUUCAAGCUGUGGGCGCCCGACCUAGCGUAGUGACGAGUGUGAUGUGUGAGUCGUGGAUUUGCAUUUCAUUUUUACAAUAAACACGUUUGAAUGUUUUA